Molecule: messenger RNA, 2572 nt
Organism: Osmia bicornis bicornis
Lineage: Eukaryota; Metazoa; Arthropoda; Insecta; Hymenoptera; Megachilidae
Gene: pll
Product: serine/threonine-protein kinase pelle
Exons: 5
Coding region: 282-1799 (505 amino acids)
Biological process (GO): protein phosphorylation
Molecular function (GO): ATP binding; protein kinase activity
Source: RefSeq, a predicted model, not a curated record
CUACUCCUGAAAUGCUUGAUGUCCAGUAUGGUUAUUUAAGUUCAGAGUGUUACCUUUAGAGGGCACAACUACACUCUUGAUUGUACCAUACAUAAUGGUAAAUAAUUUUCGAAUUUUCAUGUAUUUCUGCUGAUGGUAUCGAUAAAUUCUUCAGAUCUUUCGUCUAGAAAUCCAUAAUAUCAGUAGAUGGAGCUAUUAUUCAACAAAAAAUUUGAUGCGUGAAUCACGCGCAACAGUUUUCCUCAAUUUUCCAUAAAAAAAUUUAUAAUUUGUUGUCCACUAUGUCAUCAAACUGUACUGAUAAAAUUAAAUAUGUUUAUCAAUUACCAUUUUUUGAACGUUUGGAGCUUUGUAAAAUACUUAAUCAAAAUGACAAGUGGGAGGAACUUGCUGGGAUAUGGAUGGAAUAUGAUGUAUUGACAAUACAAAGUUUGCGAAAAGAAAAGAAUCCUACAGAUGAAUUGUUAACAAUGUGGGGUCAUCAUAAUCAUACUAUAUCAGAAUUGUUUGUUUUAUUAUCUAGAAUGCAACACUAUCAGUCUAUGAUACCGUUGAAAUCAUUUGUUGAUGCAAAAUUUCAUAAAUUAAUUUAUAACGGGGAAGGCAAUCUUCAUAGGGUACUUGAAAAACGUCUGAAUAAAAACACAAAAGACUUGAAGAUAGGUAUACAAAAUUUUAAUCAAAUUGCACCAGCAGAACCAAAUGUGCCCAAAAUUAUCAUUGAGAAAAACACAAAGGAAGAAUCUUAUAAGAUACUGAAUCAACCAAUGCAAGCUAUACAUAUAAGAGAUACUCCAAGUAAUUCUAAUAAUGUACUUGUCGCAUCUCUGCCUGCAGUACAACUUUUAUCACCUUUUUUGAGAUGUGCUCCAUCUAAUGAAAAAAAGAAUAAUGAAGCAGCAGUUUUUCAAGCAGAAACAACUCUACCUCAGGCUACUUAUCAAGAAUUAACAAUAAUUACAGAUGAAUGGAAUAGAUGUAAUGUAUUAGGAAGGGGUGGGUUUGGAACAGUAUAUAAAGCUACUUGGAAGAAUACAGAUGUAGCUAUUAAAAAACUGGAAAAAAGAGGAACUGACUCAGAUGAAAGUUAUGCAGUCCAGCUUCAACAGUCACUGAGAGAAAUAAAGAUUUUAAAUUCUUGUCCACAUGAAAAUAUUUUGCCAUUGUAUGCAUAUAGUUUGGAUGGAAAAUCACCUUGUCUUGUGUAUCAGCUCAUGAAAAAUGGAUCUCUAGAAGAUAGGUUACUAGUAAAACAAAAAACACAACCAUUAACUUGGAUACAACGUCAUCAAAUAGCUAAAGGAACUGCACGUGGCUUACAGUAUUUACAUACAAUUGGAAAAAAACCUUUGAUACACGGAGAUAUAAAAAGUGCCAAUAUUCUACUUGAUAAAAGCUUUGAACCUAAGAUAGGAGACUUUGGGUUAGCAAGAGAAGGUCCUGAGGAAGAUUCUAUGAAAGUAAGCAAAAUUCAUGGUACUAGGCCUUACCUUCCAGAAGAAUUUCUACAUGAACGAAAAUUGUCUACAAAGGUAGAUACUUACAGUUAUGGUAUAGUUUUAUUUGAAUUAGCUACUGGUUUGUCAGCUUAUGAUGAGUCUAGGUUGGAGAACAAAUUUUUGAAAGAUUUUAUUAACAGUUGGAAAAAUGCAGACCUUCCUUUGUUAAUGGACAAGAAGGCAGGUGAGAAAGACAAACAGGUUUAUACUAAUUUAAUGCUUCUGGGAAAGUGGUGUACUAAUAUAGUACAAAACAGACCCGAAAUGAGUCGUGUGUUCAAAAAAUUCACCGAAUUAUGAUUUUUUGAUAUCUUUAUUUUUGCAUGAAAGUACUGUAUCUUGUAAUAAGUAUACUGACGAAAUUUUAAUACGUGCUAAAAUUACUUGUGAUAUUAUUAUUUAUGUAGUUACACAUAUUUGUAAUUGUAUAAAUACUUUUAUGCAACAUAUUAUUAUAAUUCCUAAGGAAUCUUUUUGAUAUUAUUACAUUGCAUGGUGUGCAGUAGUUUUGUAGUAAUUUUGUAAUUAUAAUUGGUUGGAAUGUUUAUUUCAUACAAUUUGUAUUUUAUACAAGUGGUUUUAUUUUGUUGCAUCCAUAUUUUUAUGUUGUAUACAGCUGUUGUUUAUUGUUAUUGAAAUUACAUAUAUUUCUAUGUAUAAUACAAAUAUUUUUAAAGUAAAUAAUGUAAUUAUUAUAUAACAAAUGUUUAAGUCACCCCUUAUACAUAAUGCAUAGUAGGAUAGGUAAUAUUUCAUAACUAAUGAGUGUUUAUUUCAGUUGAAGUAUAUUUAAUUUACUUAUUGUGUAAUAAUAUUUUUCAAUUUUUUUUUCUUUUUCUAAUAUAGACAUCCCAUAUUAAAAUAAUAAUAAUCUAUCAUGAUAAAACUUAUUGAUCCACAAAAAAUAAUAACAUAAACUGAUGUUUUUGAUUUUUAUUAUGAAAUUCAAAAUUAUAGGCAAGUAUAUUUUCCGAUCUUUAUACACUUGUAGCCUUAGCGCUAUAUUUUUAUACUUUGAUAAAUGUAGUAUGAGCAAAAAUUUUCUAAUAAUAAAGAAAAUGAUAGACUAACAA